Molecule: messenger RNA, 2304 nt
Organism: Nothobranchius furzeri (turquoise killifish)
Lineage: Eukaryota; Metazoa; Chordata; Actinopteri; Cyprinodontiformes; Nothobranchiidae
Product: apoptosis regulator BAX
Biological process (GO): positive regulation of apoptotic process; extrinsic apoptotic signaling pathway in absence of ligand; mitochondrial fusion
Cellular component (GO): mitochondrial outer membrane
Molecular function (GO): protein homodimerization activity; channel activity; protein heterodimerization activity
Source: RefSeq, a predicted model, not a curated record
GCAUCCGCUAUAUUAUAAAAUAGAAUAAGAUGUGACAGGUUUUCUAACUUUGUGGUAGGUGUAGGAAAUCUGAUGAAUUAACAAAUGGCUCCUGGUUUUUGGUUUUAGAUCGAUUGUGUUAACGGUAGCAAUGUUACCUGGGAUGUUAGCUUAGCGGCGCAGCUAAACGCUAGCUAGCAUCACUUGCUGGACGUAUUUUUUCAUGGAAGAGAUUCCCUUACAUCAGCGACUGAGCGAAAAACAUUAAAUUAAGAAAAAGUGUGUGCUUACACACGAAAUAUGUUAUAUAAGGUUACCCUUUAGCUAAAAAGCGUCAGGAGUAUGUCAAGCGUUGUUUAAUUUAGCUAAAAUAGUCUUUGUGAUGUGAACUGGAAACAUCGAAAAUGACAAGGGCAAAAAUACACCAGACAUUAUAAUCAAGUCAGUAAAGACGCAUAACAAAAGCUAUUUUAGAGAUUAAUUGAUCGAGUUUCUGUUUGAACGUGAUCAACUUGAAUGUCGUUUUCAAAACAUGUGUGAAUUGGAAGACGUGACUCAUGAACCUGACCUUUGUCUUCCAGGAAAUUCCAGUGAACAGAUACUGGAAGUAGGAACCUUAUUGUUAAAGGACUUCAUCUUCGAGCGGGUCCGCCGACAUGGAGGAGCCGAUGCUGUAGUGUUGAGGGAAGAGCUGGGUGCAGCAGAGCUGUGUGACCCGAAUCAUAAAAAACUUGCUCAGUGCCUACAGCAGAUCGGAGAUGAGCUGGACUCAAACACAGAGCUACAAAGGAUGAUAAAUGACUCGGCUCUUACUCCCUCAAAAGAGGUGUUUGUAAAAGUCGCCUAUGAGAUCUUUUCAGAUGGAAGAUUCAACUGGGGCAGGGUGGUGGCGCUGUUUUACUUUGCCUGUCGACUCGUCAUCAAAGCUCUCAUCACCCACAUCCCUACGCUUAUCAGAACCAUCAUCAGCUGGACUUCUGACUACCUUCGGGAUCACGUGAUCAACUGGAUCAGAGAACAAGGUGGCUGGGAGGGCAUUCGUUCCCACUUUGGCACUCCCACAUGGCAGACGGUGGGCGUUUUCCUGGCUGGGGUUCUUACUACUGUUAUAGUCAUUCGCAGGAUGUGAGGGCCGUUCAGAGAGCAGCGCGGAGAGCGAUGAGCAGAGCUGUCACUGAAGGAGCAUGAGCAAAGAAAGGAGAUCACUGGGUCGACUGAGGGACGACAUGGCAGAGGGAAGAACAGGAACUCCUUAAUGGAGCGCCGCGCUUCGUCUCACAUCGGAGUAGGAAACUGGGAGUUUGACCGUUGUGCCCAUGAUCACCAUUGCUACUGACUAAGUGAGCUGUGCACGAUUACUUGUGCAAAAUCAGAAGGAGGAUAUGAGACUUUAAAGAAGAGGGCGAAUUUUAUUAAUUUAUUUUUUACUUGGUACAAAGUCAUUAAGCUCCCUCUUUGGCUAUAAAACCUGAUAAAUCCCGAUUUUAUUUUAUUUUUUUGCAGUUCUGUGUCUUUCAAGUCAUUUAACAUUUCGGACCUUUCCACCAUUCACCUCAUCAUUAUGUCCGUAUGCCAGCAAAGCUUUAUUCACAUGUGUUGGUGAGUAGCCACUGGUUUAGCAUCUUUUCUAGUCCAGUGGCUAUGAGCAUAUUCAGUGGUGGUCACAUUCAUUGUAAUGUGAUGUUUUUGCAGUUGAUUAUGAAUCUGAAAAUUGUAUCUAUGUAGACGAAGUCCCCUUAAAACUGUUAAAACGAACAGCUCAUUAAAGCCCCCGUCUUCCCGUACACACACAGCUAGACUUUAGCUAACGGGGUAAUAAAAGUGCCACACCAGGAAGGAUUUGUUUACAUUUAACAGUAAUAAUUAUAUUAGUAAAAUUCCAGCAAAUGUCAAUAGAUCUAUCAAAACUGUUCCUGCUGGGGUGUUGUGACUGCCAUAACCUUAAUGUGGUCCCCAGUUUAAAAACAAGUUGUGUGCUGGUUUUGUAGAAGAAUGAAGCCAUGUGUGGAGCAGAUGUUGGCUUUCACCUAUGAAACAAGUGGUGCUGCGUACACAGGAAGCAGUGGGCGGCUCAAGGGUGCUUACCUCACUUUUACACGUUCAGAGUACUGUAUUUUUACACCCGUUUUCAGACUGCUGCCACACGGUCUGGGCAGAAAAAGGCUGAUACCUUCUCUUUUGUCGGUGCCUUGAUGUCCUUUUCUAAAAUGAUGAAAUCAUUUUGAUAUUCAAGUUUUCACCUUUUCUAUCACAUUUGUAAAAAUGAAAUUAGGUUUGGUCUUUGCAGUGACCUUUCAUGUUAUAAAAAUAAAUCAUUUAAUUCUU